Molecule: messenger RNA, 1325 nt
Organism: Symphalangus syndactylus (siamang)
Lineage: Eukaryota; Metazoa; Chordata; Mammalia; Primates; Hylobatidae
Product: serpin B3
Biological process (GO): negative regulation of endopeptidase activity
Molecular function (GO): serine-type endopeptidase inhibitor activity
Source: RefSeq, a predicted model, not a curated record
ACACACAUAGGCUCUCUGCCCACCUCUGCUUCCUCUAGGAACACAGGAAUCUGAUGCUUUUCCAGGAGUCCAGAUCACAUCACAUUCACCAUGAAUUCACUCAGUGAAGCCAAUACCAAGUUCAUGUUCGACCUGUUCCAACAGUUUAGAAAAUCAAAAGACAACAACGUCUUCUAUUCCCCUAUCAGCAUCACAUCAGCAUUAGGGAUGGUCCUCUUAGGGGCCAAAGACUACACCGCAAAACAAAUUAACAAGGUUCUUCACUUUGAUCACGUCACAGAGAACACCACAGAAAAGGCUGCAACGUAUCACGUUAAUAGGUCAGGAAAUGUUCAUUACCAGUUUCAAAAGCUUCUGACUGAAUUAAACAAAUCCACUGAUGCAUAUGAGCUGAAGAUCGCCAACAAGCUCUUCGGAGAAAAGACAUAUCAAUUUUUACAGGAAUAUUUAGAAGCCAUCAAGAACUUUUAUAAGACCAGUGUGGAAUCUGUUGAUUUUGCACAUGCUCCAGAAGAAAGCCGAAAGAAGAUUAACUCCUGGGUGGAAAGUCAAACGAAUGAAAAAAUUAAAAACCUAAUUCCUGAUGGGGCUAUUGGCAAUGAUACCACACUGGUUCUUGUGAACGCAAUCUAUUUCAAGGGGCAGUGGGAGAAUAAAUUUAAAAAAGAAAAUACCAAAGAGGAAAAAUUUUGGCCAAACAAGAAUACAUACAAGCCCAUACAGAUGAUGAGGCAAUACACGUCCUUUCAUUUUGCCUCGCUGGAGGAUGUAGAGGCCAAGGUCCUCGAAAUACCAUACAAAGGCAAAGAUCUAAGCAUGAUUGUGCUGCUGCCAAAUGAAAUCGAUGGUCUGCAGAAGCUUGAAGAGAAACUCACUGCUGACAAACUGAUGGAAUGGACAAGUUUGCAGAAUAUGAGAAAGACACGUGUGGAUUUACACUUACCUCGGUUCAAAGUGGAAGAGAGCUAUGACCUCAAGGACACGUUGAGAACCAUGGGAAUGGUGGAUAUCUUCAAUGGGGAUGCAGACCUCUCAGGCAUGACUGGGAGCCGCGGUCUCGUGGUAUCUAAAGUCCUACACCAGGCCUUUGUGGAGGUCACUGAGGAGGGAGCAGAGGCUGCAGCUGCCACCGCUGUAGUAGUAGAAUUAACAUCAACACUUUCAACUAAUGAAGAGUUCCAUUGUAAUCACCCUUUCCUAUUCUUCAUCAGGCAAAAUAAGACCAACAGCAUCCUCUUCUUUGGCAGAUUCUCAUCCCCUUAGAUGCAAUUAGUCUGUCACUCCAUUUAGAAAAUGUUCACCUAGAGGUGUUCUGGUAAACUGAU